This is a messenger RNA of Solanum verrucosum, 1283 nucleotides long. RefSeq lists its product as uncharacterized. The coding region runs from base 19 to 1116 and encodes 365 amino acids. The transcript has 4 exons. NCBI's taxonomy places the organism in Eukaryota, Viridiplantae, Streptophyta, Magnoliopsida, Solanales, Solanaceae. The record is from RefSeq and is a predicted model, not a curated record.
UUUUUUUUGUAAAAAAAGAUGAGAAAUAUUUCAUUUAGUGAUGAAGAACAAAGUGAUAUAUUGCCAAAAACAGCCACUUUAUGGUGGAGAACACCACAAGAUUUUGAUGAAAAUGGUCAUCUUAAAGUUGAUAUUUCUGAUCUAUCAAAACUCACACCAAGACUUAAAAUCCUUAGAGAAAUGGAGAGAUUAGCUUUUAUUUCUACUGAAGGUCUUGAAGAUCUUAGACACAAACUUAUUACUUACAGGGCAGGGGAUUUUUGGUUACCAGUAGGAGGGGUAAAGAAGGAAGAUAUGGAAAUAGCACCAGUGAUCACAAUUGUACUUGUUGGAUUAUGUGCUUCUGGAAAAAGUUCACUUGUUAAUUACAUGUAUAGUGUUCUUGGUAGAUCUGGUCUCAUCCCUUUUGCUCAAACAUCAAGUGGGAACUCACACUAUACAACCAUGUUCUUGGAAGAACACAAUGUGUUGAGAUCAAUGAGAAGUGGAUUUUGUGUGUAUGAUACAAGGGGAUUAGAAACUAAUGAUAUGAUUGAGGGAUUAGAUGAAGUUUCUACAUGGAUGACACGUGGCGUUCGACAUAAUCAACCUUGUUUUCGACAUGAUGAUUAUAAUAAUAAUAAUAAGAUUACGAAUAAAAGGUACACUAAGAGGAAUGUUGAUUGUGCAAUAAUUGUGGCUGAUUUAUCAGAGAUUAACAAAGCUUUUAUCUCUGGAGAUUUGAAGGAUGUAGUGGCCUUGAAGAGCCUUUUCAACAAUUCUUCUAUAAGGAAAUCAAAUGAGAAUCCAUUGCUAAUAUUGACACACGGUGACACGAUUAGCGCGGAGGAGAGGAUCAAUAGCCGGCUGAAAAUAUGUGAAUUUCUAGGUAUACCGGAGACGACAGGGGUCUACGAUGUAGCGUGUUUGACUGAACAGGGAAUAUUACCAGAAGAAUCAGAUCCAAUAACAGCAUUUGCCCUAACUGAAGCUGUGUAUAGAUCACUAAUGCAAUCUGAUAGAAAUCAUCAGCCAAAGAAGAAAUUGAAGGAUUGGAUUGUGCUAUUUUUGACAUGGAUCUUGUGUUGCAUUGGUGCCUUUUUUUGCAAUUCUUGCAAAUUUCUUCUCAAAAUGUAGUCAACCUCACAACAAAAAACUAAAGUAUUAGAAGUAUACUGCACGGUAAGUCUGCGUACAAUAGACCUUUUGUGGCUCGACAACCCUUUUCUGGACUCCGCACAUAGCAGGAGCUUAGUGCAAUGAACCGUCUUUUCACUCUCUAUUUAGGUUCAUGAGUGUCAGAG